Messenger RNA from Megachile rotundata (alfalfa leafcutting bee), 1645 nucleotides. It is a transcript of the gene Pla2, whose product is annotated as phospholipase A2. Lineage: Eukaryota; Metazoa; Arthropoda; Insecta; Hymenoptera; Megachilidae. Gene Ontology annotation, biological process: phospholipid metabolic process; arachidonate secretion. Gene Ontology annotation, molecular function: A2-type glycerophospholipase activity. The record is from RefSeq and is a predicted model, not a curated record.
AUGUAUAGGGUCACGAACAGAAUGGGCAACGAGGAAAUAAUGGAAAGAAUACAGGUAAUAUUCCCAGGGACUUUAUGGUGCGGUAGCGGUAACAAGGCAUCGAAUCCGAACGAGCUAGGGAAAAAGAAUGAAACGGACGCGUGCUGUCGAGAGCACGAUAUGUGCCCAGACAUAAUCGAGGCUAGACAGAGCAAACACGGAUUGACCAAUAGCGCUUACUACACGAGGCUAAGUUGCGAAUGCGACGACAAAUUCUACGAUUGUCUUCACCGUUCCAAAGAUGGCAUAGGUGGUACGGUGGGAUACAUGUACUUCAGCGGUCUAAGCACCCAGUGUUUCCGCAACGAUUAUCCGAUCGUGAAAUGCAAACGCACGACCGGCAUUUGUCUGGAGUACGAACUGGACACGAGCCAACCAAAGAAAUACCAGUGGUUCGACGUGCGUCCGUGGAAUUGAAUUCGCUGUGGAGCCUGGAGAGCUGCGUCGAUCGCGAAAUAUACGAGCAUCAUCGAUCGCCAGAGACAAUGUACUAGUACCUCCAAUAAAAUCGUGAAUAAUAAACACGUUUUGCGUUGGAACAAGUAAAAUCAUUGUCCAAUAACCGAGCAAGCUCCUCUUCGUAAAGCGAAACAAUGUAGCGAUAGGGAAAGAGAGAGAGGGAAUCGUUAGCGGAUUAACCUAUAAGAGUACUUAGAUAGCUAAUUAGAGUCGGCUCUAAGUCGUAUUCGAAUAGAUCUCGCACACGGAAGAAGGAAAGUUUCCACGAAUUAAAUUAUUCCAGUCGUCGACGCGUAAGCGGUCGAAAUUAAUUCAACACGAAAUGCCGCGUGUUUUCCUUAACGCCUUAAUAAAUCCACGAAGCGACGAGCACUUCCAUUACAUCCGAGCAAUUUUCGAAAUUUAUCGGUCGCGUGGCAUUAACAUAGAAACGAACACGACGCAAAGCGCUCGAGCUCGAUACACGUAUACAGGAAACACGAAAAGGACUGAAUUCCGAGUAUCCGUUUCACUGGAUUUUGUUUGGAAUUUCGCGUUGUUCAACUUAUUACACGAGGGAACACGCUUCAACUCGGAUGCUGUCUCGAUAAAAAUGUCCCAGAUAGAAGUUCGAGUGGAAAGUCGUGUAGAAAUAUCAACGAUUUCCUCGAUAGGACGUUACUUUUCCCGCGGCCCCGUUCGAUAAAUCGAAGAAUUCGUUUCGCCGGCUGAUCGAGAGUCACGGAAGCGCCCUCGAUAAGGCAUAGUUUGGGAAUUUCCCCAGCUGAAACAAAGUUGCCGUACUUAGGCGCGUUCGAGAGUCUACACAGGUGAACGGAGAGGUUGUAAAUCGACGAGGUGAGGCGUGGCAUGGUGUGGCGUAGCAUGGUGUAGUGUGGCGCGGCUGCGCUCGAUCCGGACAUAAAUUUCCAGGGAAAUCCUCCGUUAAGCGCCAGCUGCCCGCACACCCUCUUCCGUAGAAUAGAGGAAAACGCGUGGAAAGGUGAGGCCAAUUCGGCCUGCGCUCCGUUUCGCUUAUCUCACGCGCUGCUCGCUCGUUUCUCCGCUCUUCCCAACGCUUUCCGACGAUUCCUUUUAUCUUUCAUUCAAUUUGUUGAACGCGUAUCGCGCGCUUUUCCUCGCUGACUCGAACGUUUCUCCUUUCUCG